Molecule: messenger RNA, 1653 nt
Organism: Trichoderma reesei QM6a
Lineage: Eukaryota; Fungi; Ascomycota; Sordariomycetes; Hypocreales; Hypocreaceae
Exons: 5
Coding region: 1-1653 (550 amino acids)
Biological process (GO): transmembrane transport
Cellular component (GO): membrane
Molecular function (GO): transmembrane transporter activity
Source: RefSeq, a predicted model, not a curated record
AUGUCUACCCCAAAAGAUCACCCCGACAUCAUCCAUCUCGAAAGCCCACAAGCCCAGGACCCCCAAACCACGUCCCCCGAAAUUACCCCCGCCCCCAAGCCCAUCACCGACAUCCCUCUCACAGGCAGAGAUAAAGCAGCCCAGUUCCUCAAACAAGCCACCCAAUCCCCCAUCAUCGUCACCCCCAGCGACAACGCCCGCGUACUACGCAAAAUCGACAUCCACCUCCUCCCCAUCAUCCUCUUCGUGUACUGCCUCCAGUCCCUCGAUAAGACGACCCUCUCGUACGCAUCCGUCUUUGGCCUCAUCGAGGACACCCAUCUAGAAGGCGAACAGUUCUCAUGGCUUGGCUCCGUGGUGUACGUCGCGCAGCUGGUGUUUCAGCCGCUGGUGGCGUACGCCCUGGUGAAGCUGCCGGUAGGAAAGUUUUGUGCAACGAUGGUGUUUUGCUGGGGGGCCGUGUUGUGCGGAAUGACGGCGGCGAAAGGCUUUGGGGGGCUGAUGGCUGCGAGGUUGUUGCUCGGAGCGUUUGAGGCUUCUGUUGCCCCAACAUUCGUUGCAGUUGUACAGAUGUGGUAUCGUAGAAAGGAGCAGACAACUCGCAAUGCCUCGUGGUAUGCGAUGCUUGGAGUCGUCAACAUGCUCGGAAGUCUUCUCACAUAUGGCUUGGGCCACAUCAAAUCCACCCUUCGACCCUAUCAAAUCAUAUUCCUCUUCUGUGGUUGCAUCACAGUCGCCUUUUCCCUGGUCAUGUAUGUUUUUAUGCCAGACUCCCCAAUGGAGGCAAAGUUUCUCAAAGAAGACGAAAAAGUCAUUGCUAUUGAACGCCUGCGCAUGAACCAAAUGGGCAUCGGCUCCGGCGUCUGGAAGUGGGAGCAUGUCCGCGAAGCAAUGCUUGAUCCCAAGACGUGGCUCUGGUUCUGUCUCAUGCUCACCAUCUCUAUACCCAGUGGUGGCAUAUCAACUUUCGGCCCCCUCAUCAUCCAGUCUUUCGGCUUCGACUCCUUCACCACGAUCCUCUUCAACAUCCCCUUUGGCGCCGUCCAGAUGAUUGCAACCCUGGGGGGAGCCUGGGUUUCCGACAAGAUACACAUGAAAUCCGCCGUUCUUCUAUUCCUCUGCCUUCCCCCUAUUGCAGGCUGCAUCAUCCUCCUCGUCACCGGCCGCGCUCCCUCCGAUCGAGCCGUCCUCUUGGUCGGCUACUACAUCAUAUCUGUGUACCCCGGGAUAUCUCCCUUAAUCUACUCCUGGUCAGGCCAGAAUACAGCUGGUGAUACUAAGCGAAAAGUUACCACGGGAAUGCUCUUUGUCGGAGCAAGUGUCGGCAACAUCGUCGGCCCGCAGCUCUUCAAGCCCAGCGAGAAGCCUCGUUACGACCGCGGCCUGCGCUCGAACCUCGCGCUUUUCGUGGUGCUGGCCGUCUUGAUUGUGGUGGGCAUGCUCUGGAUCAAGGUGCUAAACAGGAGACAGGCGGUGAGACGGCGGGCGCUCGGCAAGCCGGAGGUGAUUCGCGAUCUCAGCAUGAUGGAUCGUAAGAAGGGCGGGAGGGAAUAUGACGAUGAGGUGCUUAACAUGGGAGAUGAGAAUGUCGGCAAUAAGGCCUUUGAAGACGUUACGGAUUUGCAAAAUGAGGAUUUCAUCUAUGUUUAUUGA